Messenger RNA from Babesia bigemina, 693 nucleotides. RefSeq lists its product as hypothetical. Lineage: Eukaryota; Apicomplexa; Aconoidasida; Piroplasmida; Babesiidae. The coding region runs from base 1 to 693 and encodes 230 amino acids. The transcript has a single exon. The record is from RefSeq and is a predicted model, not a curated record.
AUGGGAUUUUUGAGUGGUGUUCUUGAGGCGGUGAAAGAUGAAAAUGAAGUGACAACUUAUGAUAAAUACAUACAGCCAGAGAGUAAAAGGCUUCAAAAUGUACUAGACACCUUAAAUAAAAAUAUUGGCUCCGGGCGUACUGGGCUUGUGGAUUCUGUCGGCGCGGUGAAGAGGUGGCUGGAGGGGUAUGAGAGUAAAUUAGGUGAGAAAACAGAAAAUAUCAAAAAUGAAUUAACAACCUUAAUUAAUGACCUAGAAAGAAAGCAUAAAAUGUCAAUUAAUCCUAACGAUAAACUUGAAAUUCAGUUGCAUACAUGGAAAACUGUUCUUCACAAAAUUGAUGAACAUGUUACAAACGCAGAAACCACGCAUAUCAGCUGGUUAGAUAGAAACUUAGAAAACGAAAUGAUGAGUGAGAUCAAGCCAAUCAAAAUGGCUGUAAGAAUGUUGCAUGAAUCAUCUACAAAUGAGAUGCUGACGAGGCAGGUGAAAAAUGUGGACAAGGCGUUGGAGGAGGAGGAAAAAACGAUAACGCAGCUGAUUAAUAUUGAAACUGGAAAAGUGAGGGACGAAUUACAAACGCAAUUCGAAAACAUUCGUGGGAGUGUUGCGUCCUUGGAAAAUAGAAAAAUGGUGCACUUCGAAUUUGUAAAAAGUCGUACAUUAAAGCGAUGGAAGAAGUGGAGGCGUUAG